This is a messenger RNA of Nilaparvata lugens (brown planthopper), 9776 nucleotides long. Its product is annotated as protein tramtrack, alpha isoform. The transcript is spliced from 7 exons. Gene Ontology annotation, cellular component: nucleus. Gene Ontology annotation, biological process: regulation of transcription by RNA polymerase II. The record is from RefSeq and is a predicted model, not a curated record. Gene Ontology annotation, molecular function: protein binding. The coding region runs from base 221 to 1960 and encodes 579 amino acids. NCBI's taxonomy places the organism in Eukaryota, Metazoa, Arthropoda, Insecta, Hemiptera, Delphacidae.
ACUAUUUUCACCACCAGGGGCGCGCCAGGUAUAGUGCUGACAUGGCGGCCUGAACUUGUACAGAAUAAUUUCGAUCCGUGUUUGAAUUCCCACCCUCAACUGUUAAAAACAUUCAUCAUGUCAAGACCAGAAACCAUGGGUUGUAGUAUAGCUGCGUUGGGUGCAGCGUGUUUGUCGGUGGGGAUUCAGUGCUGAACCAAACUAACCUAACCUGCUCGCAAUGUCGGGCCCUUCCCAGGCAUCGCAGCGCUUCUGCCUGCGUUGGAACAACCACCAGUCCAACCUGUUGUCAGUGUUCGAUCAGCUGUUGCAUGAUGAGUCAUUUGUCGACGUCACGCUCGCCGUCGAAGGCCAACUGCUCAAGGCGCACAAGAUGAUAUUGUCCGCGUGCAGUCCUUACUUCCAGACUCUUUUUGUUGGUCAUCCCGAUAAGCACCCGAUAGUGAUCCUGAAGGAUGUUCCCUAUGCAGACAUGCGCUCUCUGUUGGACUUUAUGUACAGGGGAGAGGUCAGCGUAGACCAGGAUCGGCUCACUGCUUUUCUUAAGGUGGCCGAAUCACUACGUAUCAAAGGCUUAACCGAGGUGAACGAAGAGCGCUGUGACAUCCCGUCCAUCGCCUCCUCCCUGCUCCACUCGUCACCUACCCCCACCAACCACCUCCGCCAGCCGCCUCCGCACCUGCACCGCAUCCACCACCAGGGGGGCGGUGGGGGCAAGAGGAGUCUGCCGCCGCCCAUGGCUGCCAACCCGCUGCUCGGCUCGGCACUCACCGCCCCCAAGCGCAAGCGCGGAAGGCCCAGGAAGCUGUCUGGAGGCGGUGGAAGUGUGGAGAGAGGAGGAGAUAGUGAUCACCAGGAGGCGGUGCACCCUGCCGCCAACGAAGACAACUCACCAUCGCACAAUCGCAGUGAUUCCCCGCUUCUUCACCACGCCACCCAGCCGGAACUACUAGAAGUCAACAUGGCCUCCGACUUUUCUUCUCUCGCUGCUCCUUCUGCUAAUCCUGCUCCUCCACCUCCUCCUCCUCCUCCUCCCCCUCCGCGUGCCGCAUCCUCCUCACCGCCUCCUCCGCUUCCGCGUCCCUCGUCCAACUCCAGUCCGCUGCCGCCUCCGCCUCAUGUCGACGAGGAAGCUGAGGAGGACCAGGAUGACCUGAUACCCAACGUUGCUAUCAAACAGGAACUCAUGGAGCCCAUGCCUAGCACAUCGAUGAAUGAUAAUUCAAGGGAUUUCAAACCAGGAUCGCAAGAUGGAGAACGGUUCAUGACGCCUGACAUACCGCCUAUAAGACUUGUACCGCACGCCGAGCUGAUGUCGAAUUGGGGCGGCAAUGGUGGCGAUUUCGCCGAAGACAAAAAACCGCCCUCCAAGAAGAAGUUGCUGAAGAUGAGCGGCGGAGGCAUCGUGAAGAGCGAGACAGGAGCACAGGACACCGACAACAACAACGACUAUAUGGCGGCGGAGAGUGAGAGGGUCAAAGGCACACCCUCUCCCUCGCCCCGCGAUGGAUUAGCGGGGUUGAGCUAUUCGGAGCCCCCGCCCGCCAGACCGGCCACGACCCGUCGGAGGAUCCGGAGACGUGCGACAUCGUCGUCCGACCCGGCCGAAGCGUUAACCGAAAUGUCCGUUCGCGGACUCAACCUCUUUCGCUACGCCAGUCUCUCGGAAGGCAUCUACAAGUGCAUGGAGUGUGCCAAGUCCGACAUCCUCAAAACGUUCAAGAACAAGUACAGCUUCCAGAGGCAUGCGUUUCUCUAUCAUGAAGGUCACCAGCGGAAGGUGUUCCCGUGCCCUGUGUGCUCCAAGGAGUUCUCGCGGCCCGAUAAGAUGAAGAACCACAUGAAAACCGUGCAUGACUGUUUCAUGCCUAAGGAUUGUGUGUUUCCUGGGGUCAACUUUUUCUUGCCAUCGGGGUGUCGCCUGAUUGAUGUUAGAGUCCAGAUUUUACCCAAAGUAUGACUAUUUACUUGGGUGCAGAGUGUACUAAAGUAUGACCACAUAGUGGGAAGUGUCUAUCUUGAACAGAACAGAGUGUCCAAACUAGAAUCACCUAAAUGGGGGGUUGAUGUCUUUUUAAAUAGGAUGAAGUCAUUUUUUAUUAAUUGGUUAAGGGAUGUACCUAAAGUAUGGCUACUUUUUAGGUGCAGAGUUUACUAAAGUAUCACCAGCUAGAAAGUGUGUCUGUUGAACAGAACAGAGUAUCCAAAGUAAAAUCAUUUAAAUAGGAUGAUAUAUUUUUCAAAUAGAAUGAAGUCUUUUCUAUUCAAUUAAUGGGUUAAGGAAUGAGAGUGUACCUGGAGUAUGAGUAAUUGAUGGAAAGUGUCCAUGUUAAACAGAACGGAGUAUCCAAAGCAGAAUCAUCUUAGUAGGAGUAUGUCUUUUUUAAAUAGCAUGAAGUAUUUUUUAUUAAUUGAUCAUGGGAUGGUCGAUUGUACCCAGAAUAUACCACUUAGUGUACACAUAGUGUAUGACCACUUAGUGAAAAGUGUCUAUGUUGAACAGAACAGAGUGUCCAAAGUAGAAUCACCUAAAUAGGAUAUUUUUUUAAAUAGGAUGAAGUCAUUUCUAUUAAACUGAUGGGUUAAGGGAUAGUGUAUACUUUAAGUAUGAUCACUUGGUGGAAAGUAUCUAUAUUAUCUAUGUCUUGAAAAAUGAAGGGGAUUCAUCUUAUUAGUCUGAAACAAAUAAAAAUUAAGUCCAAGUGGACAAUAUAAUAUUACUAACAAUUAUUACAAAAAAUAGAUAUCAUUAAAGGAGAAAAAUAACCAAUUAUCCUCGUUAUUAAAAAUAUACUCCCCGAUUUUAACCGGUCAGAUAAACAAACAAUAAAAUAACAGAACAGAGAGUCUUAAGUAGAAUCACCUAAAUAGAAUGAUAUCUUAUUUAAAUAGCAUAAAAUCCUUUCUAUUAAUUGGUUAAGGGAUGGUAGAUUGUAUCCAGAGUGGUGUAUUCAAUAGCAUAUUUUUUGAAAAGAGUGUUGAGUACCAGUUUAUAUUCAGAAUGUAGGUAUUCCUCGUCAGAUUUACAUGUACUUGAAGUACAUUUACCUGAACAGAGUAAUAUCCUUUCAAAAUAUAUUAAUAAAUACCUCUGUGAGAGAUAAAAUCAAACAAAAACUCCUAUAGUGAAACAUGGGUACAGUCAAUCGUAUACCCAAUUACCCGGUGAGAUAAUUCCCGAAAAAUUGUAUGGUUGCAUACAAACAUUUUAGUCGAUGUUUGUUGAGCUUAAAUUCCAAAUACAGUCAGAAUAUUCCAUGAAAGGUUCAAUCUCGAAAAUACAUUACCCCAAUUUAGUUGAAUUCUUUCAAUGUACGCAUAUUUUUCUUCCUUAAGUGCAUGUGCUCAAGUAAAAAUACACGUUCAGAAAAUGAUUUGGUACGAAAUAACAAAUUGAAGCAUUCUUUUCUUCUUUAAUAAUCUAUGUCAUUAAUACAGUUGAUUUGUAAAUAUUGUCGAUCAUGCUUCUUUUGCAAAAUAACGUAUUGACAGAUUAUUUCCCCCCCUUAAUUCAUUUAAUGAAUACUCUAGAUUUUAAAGUUGUUCUCAUCCAAUCUAUUCAUGUUAACAAUGUCGACCAAAAUGUUUGUACAACAAUACUAUACUGACGUCAGAUAAUUUUCAAUUAUUAUUGAAAGAUUUCAAUGAAAGAUGUAUUGACUUCUUCAUUGGUGCUAAGUAGUUGGUGAUCAUGAUACGUUAUUGCUGCCUAAGUGUAUGCUAAAUAUAAAUGAAUCCUAACUUAUAGAAAGUUAGAAACUGUUGACAAUAUUAGAUAAUUUAUAGAUGAUUGUUAGAUUUCUAUGAGUAUCGUUUAUAGCUGCAAUAUUAAGUUACUAAAUUUCGUAUGCAUGUAGAACUAUAUAGAUUUUGAUUAUUUAAAAAGUUGUUAGUGUUUUAUAGAGUUUUUAAAUUUCGUUCGUGCUUAUAGGCAGUAUAAAAUACUACCAAUAAGAUAUCAUUUACAGAAAAUAUGAAUUUCAAAGUUGUUGAAUGUCAUCGGAGAGUUACUUUGUAGGAAUAAAGUAUUAAUAUUUGUUGUUGACGAUUGAUCUAUACGAUUAUAACAACAACUGUUUCAUUUUUUGCAUGGAAAUUGAAAUUAAUAAACUUAAUGACAUAAUUGUUUUAUAUAACAAUAAUAACAACUGUUGAAUAUUUUGCAUGGAAAUUAAAAUUAAUAAACUUAAUGACAGAAUUGUUUUAUACAAACGAUUUUCAAGCAGUAAGUCAUUUCAAUUUUUUUCAUUUGUUGAACAAUUUCUCAUUAUAACAAUUAAAUCUAUUGCAAUUUUAAUUCGUAUGAAUAUUUAGAUAUUGCAUGCUCUGAGUAUUGAUAUGGGAAAUUUUCAUUCUAAUUUUGAGAAUUACGUUAAAAAAUUAAUCAAACAAACUUAUUUUCCGGAACUGCAUUUGGGUAUUGAUAGAAUAAUUAUAUGUACAUUAUUCUUGAAAGAAUUCGGUUUAAUUUUGAAAAAUGCAUGACAUUUUCAUAAAACCUAGUAGGUUUUUAAUAAGAGGUUUCAGUUUUACCUCGCUGAGAAUAUUGAAGAUUUUAAAUGUGAACUCCCUUAUUUUCUUGAGAAUAUUGCAUGCGAUUAUAAUAUUUUCUUAUCAAUUAUUUCAAGCAGCGAUAAACAUCAAACUCAUGAGUAUUGAAAUUUUACAAAUAAUAUUUUUAUAAGAGGUUCCUUUUUGUCGUGAUUUGUGACAAAUCACACAUUUCAUAAAGAAACAUUUUCAAUGAUAAACUAAGAAAUUUCACAUCAACUAGGUAUCCAUACAGUUAGGCAGCAAACGUAAAAUUAGCUUUUAAUAAAAUCGGAAGGCAUUAUAUAAUGGAUAAGUGCAAUUAACACAUGGAAACAUUCAUGAAUGUUCUCUGUGUAAAACGUUAUAGAAUAAUUGUGAAAGCAAUUGUUGUUUAUGUGAAUAUCUAUAGUUGAAAGCUUUAAGAUCAUUAAGGAACUGUUAUCAUUAAUAAAUGAUUGAAAGGUAUGUUUUUAAGACUUCAAAGACUUUACUAUGAAUGGAAAUAUAAUAUAAAUGUUAUCUUGUAACAGUGUCCUUAUUAAGGAAUAUUUAUGACUAAUUGCAUAUAUAAAGUAUAUAUAUAUAUUAAUCUAAUUAGAAUGUUAUUUUAUAGUGAAAUAUUAUUAUGGAGUUAAUCGUAUUUAUAAUAUAACCAACCAUUGAUCAUAUCGAUUAAUGAGUAUAUUCUUGUAAAAUUAUUUAAUAUAUUCUAUUAUGUGAAAUGUUCUGUUGUACUGUAAAAUUUUAGUUUUAUGUUGUUUUAUUUUAUCAUUAUUCAAACUGUUGAAAUUGGUUGAAAUUCAAUUUACUACUGCAGUAGUGAAGUUGAAAUUUCACUACUGCAAUGAUUAGAUAUAAGCAAAUGCUAUCCAAGCUUUAAAAAUAAAUCCCAGAAUAAUAAUUUCAAAUCUGUCACUAUCAUUAAAUUGUUAGAAUUUCAAAAUGUUUCUUUCUAUAAAUUUGUUUGAUUACUUUUUCGAUUUGUUUCUUCUGCACUUGAAAAGUGUCUUGUCUUUAUUUAACUUUCGCUUUUAAUCUAUGUUAAUUUAGUUUGUAUGUAUGUGUGUAUGAGGGUGUGUAUGAACGUAUGUAUGUUUGUAUGAUGUCGUAUUUUUUUAGGGGGGAGGUUUGAAGACACUUGAGCUUCAGACUUUUUCAUAGUUAGGGAAGUGACAAAUUGCCAGUUGUAUUUCAGGAAUCGAACCCUUAGCUCUCACAAUAUAAAACAGGCAGCAAUCAACUGUAGUAGAAUAAUUAAAGGAAGAUAAAUUUAUCAAAUAUAAGGAGAUUAUAAAAUACUAAGGAUAACUAACAAAACUUGCUAGCAAUAAUAGUGUUUUAUUUCAAAUUUCUAACCUAUUUAAAAAUUAAAUCCAUCUUUACAACAUUUUUUAUAAAAGUAAUAUUUUUCCAUGAAGAUUUUUUUGGAUUGAAAGUUGUCUGUAGAAUUUAAUUGUACAGCUUAUUUUUACCUAACUAUAAAAUAUAUAUUAUUGGGUGCAUACAUUUUCCCUAAAUUAAUCUUAUUUUUUGUUAGUAUAAUCUUGGCGUAAAUACAUUAUUCUUAUAAUUUUUUCUUGUGAUAGUUUAAUAACUUUGGCAAUAACUAGUUACCUUGCAAUUAAUGUAGAAAAUCUCUUCUAUGCUUAGAUAAAAAAAACUAUGAUCUAAAUCAUAUAGAGAAUGAUUUCUUGUUUAUUUUAGAGUAUACUGCUAUAGAUUUAAUUCUAUUCUAUGCUUCUCUUAUAAUCAUGUAGUGAAUAUAUUAGCGCUUCAAAAGCAAAGCAUUCUCAGCUUUUAAAAUCCUCUAAAUCUUACAAAGAUUCAAAAAGAUUUCAAAUCUUUUCAAAGUUUUGUGAUAAAUGUUUCAUUUUCUUUCAAUUCUAUCUUUCUCAGCCCUUAAUUGCUAAUAUAUAAUUUGAAAUUAUUGUUUUGGGAAUGUUUUAUUAAUUUAUAUGAUUAAUAAAACUGGUUACAUUGAUACAAUUUCACCAGUUUGUGAAUAAUAAAAAGCAGUUUAAACGUUUCCGAAGGUAAUCUGUUUAUGAAUUUAUGUUGUUUUUAAUAUCAUUUUGUUAUUUUAUUUCCAAUCAUUUUAACCCCAUAGUUUUAUUUCUUUUCAGAUACCUUUUACAGUCUUUCAUAUUAGUCUUCCAAGAAUUUUUAUUCUGUUUUAUUAUUAUUUUAAUUUAUAUUUCAUUUCAGUUCAAGAAACCCCAGGAUUAUAUCUACAAUGUUUUUAUAUUUAUUUUAGAUUUUUAUUUUCUGUUACUGCUUUUAAUUUGCUCUUAACGCACAAAAAACUGUUGAAUCUUCAGUACUUUUUAUAAGUUUUCCACUAGUUAGUUAAUUCGACUGCUUGUUGGGGCUAAAAAUUUGAAAUUUCUAAAUUUUAUUUAUGUUUAUUUUUCAACAUCUCAUAACAUUUUUCUAUGUAAUUUUUAUAGUUUAAACAUUCAUAUAUAAAACACUUUAUUCAAAGUGUUCAAUUAUUAUGGAAAAUAUUUAAUAUUUUGUUUUGUUUUUCAUUUUUUAAAACUUUUAUGAAUUUUAAAAUUGUUGACUUACAGUUGAUUCCGUUGAACAUAUUUUAAUACUGUUGAAUUAUACUCAUCUAUUUUAAAACGUUGAAUUAUAGUUUGCUACAAGUGCCUUCUAAAGUCUUACGAACUAAAAACUAUUGAAUUCACACACACAAUUUUGAUUGGAAGUUAAAACAUACUUUCAAAAACUACAUGAAACAUUAUUUCAAAUUUAUUUGAAAUAAACUUUGUUUUAAAUCUAUGUAUUUUAAACAUCCAAAUAUUUUAGCAAUAGUUAAUGUAUUUUGUGUUGAACAAAGGCUAACCUAUUCCAAUAAAUAUAUUAUAGUUAAUUAUUAAUAUUUAUGUUUUGUAGUUUGGGAUUGAGUUGUGUAUAAUAUUGAUUAUUAUUUAAAAAAUUGCACAUUCUAAUUUUCAAGCAAUCAUAAAGUAUGUGUUUAAUUCACACAAUAAUGUUAUUCAAUUAUUUAGUUCAUAAGAUUAUAAAUAUUCUAAUAAUUAUUUAGUAUUUUGUUAUUUAUCAAAUUGUCGAUGUUCCAUCAUCAAAAUCAGUUUCGUUGUGGUAAUGUUUUGUUGAUCGGAAACAUUAAAACUGAUAAGUUAGAAACUUCAAAUUAAGUUUGAUACUUCUUGCAAAAGACUUGGUUGAAUGUACAGUUGUAAAAUUAUUAUUAUUAUUAUCAGUAGUUUUAUUUGGCCAGUUUAAUUUGAUUUGGCUUAGUUUGAAUAUUUGUUUGUGCUGUUUCUAUUAUUAUCUAUAUUUGUGUUGACAAUUUUAGUUUUCUUUCAUUUCAUUGCUAGACAAAUUUAUGUAGUUUCGAGCUAUGCAUUUUGGUGGUGUCCUAUUCUUGUUUUAUCAUUUACUUACACUACUUGUCCCAAUAUGAAAUUAUCCCUGUCUCUCAACAUUCUAUCAGAAUAAUAUAAAUUUAUUGGAAAACUACAAAUCUCCACCAUUCUCUCCACUCAAGAUUUUUAAAUUUUCUACUUAAAGAAUUUAGAUUUUUUACUCAGCCUAAUUUUGAACCGCACUCUUAGAACAGUAACUGUUAUUCUUGAAACGAUUCUUAAGAACGGUCUUACUCAAGUAAGGUGUGGCUGCUCAGUAACUAGCUGUUAGAAUCUUUCCAAUUUGUUGCUGGACAUUCAAAACGUGCUCGACUUACAACGUUUUCAGAAACUGUUUUAAUAUGAGCCUUUAACUUAUGCCAUUUUUUCAAUCUACUGAUCAGAAAAAGUAUUGGAAAAAAUCGUGAUUAAUAUAAUAUUUUUGUUUCUCCCCUGUGAACAAUAUACAGAGUCUCUAUUUCUCAUAGAAAUUAUUCAGCAAUUCACAGAACAUAGAUUAAAUAUAAAUUUGUUUGUUGAAUAGGUUACAGAUAGACAAGAUAAGACCAAACUAGGAUCUAAAAUCCUCAUUCUUAUGCUGCUCAAAAAGUACUGCUUCAAUUUUUUUCCAAUUUGAAUUUCAUAAGGGACUUCCCGCAAAUAUAAGCCAUUUGAAUUUACUGUACUCGUUUCUUGUAUAAUAAUAUAUUGUGCACCAUACAGUAGCCUACUUCUAACUAGUUACGAAAGAUUCUGAAAUGAAAGAAAAUUCUAAAAGCAAUAUACUUCUUCCAAACAUGUCUAUGGUAAUAUUUUUAUCUACAGAUUAAAUCUCACACAAGUGCAAUUAAAUAUUUGUUUUGAUUAAUGUAAUAUAAUUACUUAAUUGUUUAUGCAAAUAAUAUUAUCUCCAAUUGUUUUUUUAAUUUCAAAUUUUAUUGGCAGACUCCAAUAAGUGUGUACUGUAAUAUCAUAAUAUUUUAUCCAAUCCUCAAAGAUUUCUUAUAUAUGAAUAAGCAACACAGGGUUUAUCUGAAUGUAGUUGCUUUUAGCAUGGGACCAAUUUCUUAUAAUGUACUUCUUCAUUCACUUCAAGUUAUUUCAUUCUUAUCAUUCUAUUAACUUUCAACUCAUUCACUCCAUAGUUAAUAUCCACUAAUUUAUCAUCAACUUUUGAUUUUAUAUCUAUUUUAUCCGUUUCAACGUCACCUAUUUUCUUUUAGAAUGCACUAAUAAGAUCUCAUAAUUUCUAAUAAAUCAUCCAUCGGUAUGGAUAAAAAACUGUAUUUAAUUUAGACUUGAUCUUAUCGUUUCUAUAAAUAGAUGAAAAUAAAUAAAUAGGAUAAAAUAUCUUUUUUUGUAAAAUAUGGUUGAUUGGGUGAAUGUUGUGUAUUUUAAAAUGAUAGUAAUUAUCUGUUAUCUCACAAUUUUGUUGGUGGUACAUUUUUAUAUACAUGAUUGGUUGCACUGUUUUUAUGAUAAUAUAUUAUUUGUUUUGUUAUUGUUUAUUAUUAUCAUCCUUAACUAAUAACAAUAAUUUUGAUAGUAGUAAUUUUAAUAAUAUUAUUAUGUAGUACAUUUAAAUAUUUAUGAACAUUAUUAUUAAUCAAUUGAAUAUAAUAAUUGUUUAGUAGAACUAUUGUAAUGGUUUUGAAAAUUCUACGUUUCUAUCACCAUUUGAAGAAAAUUAAAAAAGUAACCGACAAGUAAUAAAUAAUAAAGACAACUAAUUAUUGUUUUUAACAAUUUAUUUAUUCAAUCUGACAGGAUUUAAAUAUCAGUAACGUUUUAGAUAAAUUAGAACGGUAGAAAUUGUUACAACUUAUUAUGAAUUACAAAAUAAUUUCAAUAAAUGUGUAGAACUACCUCCAA